AGACAAGGAAACGGAGCUCAGGGCAGCUAGCUGAAUCACAGGGCCACAGGGCUACUAAGCGAUGGAGGCGGGGUCUGAACUCAGGAACUGCUUGGAGAUGCUGUUAUGGCUGCUGCUGUCCCUGCUGCUGCUGCUAUCCCUGCUGCUGCUGCUGUCUCUACUGCUGCUGUUACCAUCAUUGGCCAUGCUCAGGCAGCCAUGGUCCCAGGACGCCAGGCUGUCAUGGCUUGCCAGCCUCCGGCACCGUGUGGCAUGGGGGGUCCUGGGCUGGGUGGCCACCUGGCAGCAGCAGAGACUGGAACAGAGCACACUGCACGUGGGCCAGAGCCAGCAGCAGGCCCUAAGGUGGUGUCUGCAGGGAACCCAGGGUCCCCGCUCUCCCCUCAGAAGAAGCACAGACAUAAGCACCUUCCGGAAUCAUCUUCCUCUAACCAAGGCCAGCCAGGCCCAGGAGCAAGACAGUGGGGGGAAACUCCUGCCCCCUAUCUCAAACCAGGACCACGGGGAGGCCUCUCUUCAGGCCACCUUGCUGGGUCUGGUAGCCCUACACAAGGCCUACCCAGAAACACUGGUUCCGGGAGGCACUGCUUGUGUGACCGCUACAUCCCCUUGGCCCAGCCCCCUCCCUUGGCCUGGACAUGUCCUGGGCCAGGUUAGCCCCCCUGGAGCCAAGGACCCUGGGGCCCUGCUGCUGGAGGCACUGAGGUCCCCAGAGCUGAGGGUGCUGGAGGCUGGGACGGCCGUCGAGCUCCUGGACGUCUUCUUGGGCCUGGAGGCUGAUGGCAAAGUGCUGGCUGAGGCAAUAGCUGCCGGGAACCCGGGAGCACCUCUCCCCAGACGAGCAGCGGAGCUGCAGGAGGCCCUAGAGCAGGGACCCCGAGGAUUGGCCCUUCGCCUCUGGCCAAAGCUGCAGGUGGUGGUGACUCUGGACGCAGGAGGCCAGGCCGAGGCUGUGGCUGCCCUUGGGGCCUUGUGGUGCCAAGGGCUAGCCUUCUUCUCUCCUGCUUAUGCUGUCUCUGGAGGGGUGGUGGGCCUCAACCUGUGGCCAGAGCAGCCCUGUGGGCUCUAUCUUCUGCCCCCUGGAGCCCGCUUUAUUGAACUGCUCCCAGUCAAGGAAGGAGCCCAGCAGGAGGCUGCCUCCACCUUCCUUCUGGCCGAGGCCCAGAAGGGCCGGGAGUAUGAGCUGGUGCUGACUGACCACAUCAGCCUUACCAGGUGCCGCCUGGGUGAUGUGGUACGUGUGGUUGGUGCCUACAAUCAGUGUCCGGUUGUCAGGUUUACCCGCAGGCUGGGCCAGACCCUGAAUGUGCGGGGAGAGGACAUCGGUGAGGACAUGUUCUCUGAGGCUCUGGACCGGGCCGUGGGGCAAUGGCCAGGGGCCAAGCUGUUGGACCAUGGCUGUGUGGAGAGCAGCGUUCUGGAUUCCUCUGAGGGCUCUGCUCCCCACUAUGAAGUGUUUGUGGAGCUGAGGGGGCUGAGGAAUCUGUCAGAGGAAAAUCGAGACAAGCUUGACCACUGCCUUCAGGAAGCCUCUCCCCGCUACAAGUCCCUGCGGUUCCGGGGCAGCGUGGGCCCUGCCAGAGUCCACCUGGUGGGGCAGGGGGCCUUCAGAGCACUCCGGGAAGCCCUCGCUGCCUGCCCCUCAUCCCCCUUCCCUCCUGAAAUGCCCCGGGUCCUUAGACACAAGCACCUGGCCCAGGUCCUGCAGAACAGAGUGGUGUCCUGAGCCAAGGCUUACCAACGCUCCCAGCUCCCCACAGAGGCUGCCUCACUCUCUCCCCUGGGGCCUCUCUGGAUGAGGAGUCCUUGGCCAGGGUCUCUGACUCUGUGUCAUCUGACAUCUGCCCAUCAGAGCUGCUGGGCCUUAGGGACACCUUGGUCUGGUUGGCCAGUUCUGAGGCAUAGGCUUCAGAGGUUUAGCAGAUACACACAGUGGCCUGCUCAUACUGCCCUUGGCCCACUCUGAAGGACACUGCUAGAGAGCCCCCAUACACACUGAUGGCUUCCUGCCCCCCUUGACCCGAUGGUGUCCUCUGGCCACAGUUGUAUGCUUGGCCAGUGCACCGGGUGAGCUGUAAGUGUUGGGGGGUUAAUGUCCCCAGGACUGAGCCUCCAUCAGUAAGGAACAGGAGUUGAUGAAUAAAGAGUUCAGCCUCAUUCUCCAUGAGUGGGACAAUUUUGAAGUGUACUCUGCAUAAUCUCUCAGAGCGUCCCCAGCAGGACAGAGUCCCAGUUGCACGCAGCAGUAACCCACUCAGUAACGAACUUCUUACUGGGUCCCUCCCUUCCCCACUUCCUCAUUGCGCUUCCAGUGAUC
Cynocephalus volans (Philippine flying lemur) is the source of this 2317-nucleotide messenger RNA. It is a transcript of the gene GHDC, whose product is annotated as GH3 domain containing. The record is from RefSeq and is a predicted model, not a curated record. The coding region runs from base 62 to 1726 and encodes 554 amino acids. Lineage: Eukaryota; Metazoa; Chordata; Mammalia; Dermoptera; Cynocephalidae. Gene Ontology annotation, cellular component: cytoplasm. Gene Ontology annotation, molecular function: acid-amino acid ligase activity. The transcript has 9 exons.